Messenger RNA from Erythranthe guttata (spotted monkey flower), 2019 nucleotides. NCBI's taxonomy places the organism in Eukaryota, Viridiplantae, Streptophyta, Magnoliopsida, Lamiales, Phrymaceae. The record is from RefSeq and is a predicted model, not a curated record.
AUGAAUUGGUUCAACUCUCUACCCAUAGGGUCCAUUAACACCUUCGCUCGGCUAUCUACUCGGUUCACCAACCAAUUCGCCAUCAACAAGCAGUAUGCCAAGACCCCAGCUCACCUUUUCUCUGUAGUACAGAGAGAUAACGAAACGCUCUGCAACUACAUUAAGCGUUUCGUAGAAGCCGUCCAUGAAGUUCCCAGUGUAGGGCAAGACAUGCUCUCCGGGAUUAUGCAGCAAAACCUGAAACCGGGUAGAUUCAAAGAAUCUAUCGCCGGAAGACCCCCAGGCAAUCUAGAGGAGUUACUGAAUCGAGCUGAAAAGUACGUCCGGAUAGAGGAAGCCUCUACCCAUGCUCCUCCUCAAAGGACAAGGGAAGAUGACCGUCAGGACAAUAGGAGGCGGGAUGAUCGACGUCCACCACUUCCACCUCAAGAACAUAAAGGUCUAGCAGAGCCUCCACGUCCUAUGCAGACAAAUGCAAAGCGAGAAAAGUCGGAUCGUUAUUGUCGAUUCCAUAAGGACAGAGGGCAUACUACGGAGGAAUGUGCACAACUCAAAGUAGCGAUUGAGAGGCUGAUCAAACAGGGCCAUUUAGGCGAAUACAUUGAUAAGCCUCGAAAUAAGCGCCGUGAUGAUCCUCCACGCCGAGAUAACAAUCGAGAUCAACAAAAAAGACGAGAGGAUGGGGGUCAUCGACACGACCCAGAUAAAAAUGAUAACCAACCUACUCGGGGAAUCAUCUCCUUUAUCUCCGGAGGACCGGCAGGUGGCGAUUCACAAAACGCAAGACGCACCCUCGCUCGAUCGGCACGUAUGAAUCAAGAAUGUGAUUCUCCAUCUGCACGUAUCUAUCAAAUACGAAGACCUGAUCAUAGCAUAGUCUUCAACUCCUCAGAUCUUGACGGCCCAGAUGAAGAUCAUAUCGAUGCGUUGGUAGUAACAACGGUGGUCAACUUCUUGGUUAAGAAGAUAUUGGUGGACGGUGGGAGCUCAGCCGACAUUAUGUACCUUCUCGCUUUUAAGCAGCUGGGCAUAGAUAAAGCCCGUUUUAGUCCCAUCUUCACGCCCCUGAAAGGAUUCACAGGAGAGGGCAUUUUGUCCAUGGGAGAAGUAGAGCUGCCCGUCUCUUUAGGGGAAGACCCUUGUCGAAUCACCAAGCUAAUCAAAUUCCUAAUUGUCGACAAGCCAUCUCCCUACAAUAUCAUCUUAGGGAGGCCAGCAAUCCAUACAUUCAAGUCCGUACCUUGCUCCUACCAUCAGAAGUGGAAAUUCCCUACUCCCUAUGGAAUGGGGGAAGUACUUGGAGAUAGACGUCUCGCCCGAGAGUGCUAUGCAAGGGCCUUACGAGAACCUUCCAAGAAGCCUAAACCAUCCAAAGGGGGAGACGACACCCAAAAAUCCGACAAACGGAAGUGGCUUAAGCUCAUAGAGAUCACACCUGGAGAUGAUUCCAAACUCCUACGUAUCGGAUCCGAUUUAGAUCCUGAGGUGGAGAAGCAAUUAGUCAAAUUCUUGCAGCACAAUGAAGACGUCCGAUCAAACAAAGGAAACGAACAGUCGGACCCGAACGCAACAAGCACAUCAAGGCAGAAGUGGUUGUCGAACGUAGUACUCGUUCCCAAACCCGGGGGAAAGUGGAGGUUAUGCGUGGAUUUCACUGAACUCAACAAAGCUUGCCCUAAGGACCCAUUUCCUUUACCUAGAAUCGACCAACUCAUCGAUUCAACUUCGGGAUGUGAGCUCCUCAGCUUCCUUGACGCUUAUCAAGGGUAUAACCAAAUCUUGCUCGCACCAGAAGAUCAAGAGAGGGCUAGCUUCGUCACAGACCAAGGCAUCUACUGCUAUCAAGUCAUGCCUUUCGGAUUAAAAAAUGUGGGAGCCACUUACCAACGUCUAGUGAACGCCAUAUUCGCAGAUCAGAUCGGUAAGAAUAUGGAGGUGUAUAUCGACGACAUGCUCGUCAAAAGUGUCAAGGUCUCGGACCACCUAACUGAUCUGGAUCAAUGUUUCGCCACCCUGUGA